AUGACUACUUCAGGCGCCGUUGUUGACGCCGUUAUAAGAAAGGCACGAGCACUAACAGAAAAGCAGAGGGGACAGGACAGUCUCGACAUUUUCAACCAGCUAUUCCGAUACAUUCUCGGAGACAAACUACACACUGACGUAAUAGAGUUUGGGGAAGAACAGCAUGUUCUGGAUGUUGGCUGUGGAAGCGGCCUCUGGCCGAUUCUUAUGGCCCAACAGCUAGAGACAAUUCUCGCGCCCAUGCAUCUGAAUAGCCCAAACCUACCUUCAAUUUUGGCAGCAUACCGUCACAUUAUAUUACCUGAAAAGAUGAAGAAGGGAUCUAUCAAAUCAUGGUCUACCCUCUAUGGGAAAAUAGCGACCCACUUGAAGCACGGGACAGGAGUUUUCGAACAGUUCGAGAUCGAUUGGAAAUUCAAGCGUAACAGUGACCCCAUUCCAGAAGCCUUGGAGAAGUGGUCGACUAAACUUCACCAUGCAAUGGAAGACCAUGGCAUGUCAAUUCAAUGCGACCCCGAGGAAACUCGAUCCAUGCUGCUCAACAACGGCUUCAAUGACGUUCAAGAGCGGGCAAUCCUUCUUCCCGUCAAUGAUUGGCAGUCGAAAGACGCCGAUAAAAAAAUCGGGAGAUGGUUUAAUACCGCCCUCACCGAAAGCAUAACGUUGGGCCCCACAUCUCCGACCCCCCUAAAGUCCGGCCCCUAAAAAUAUCUACUCAGCCACGUCAACCCUUUGUUUUAUUUUAUAAAUAUCUAGACGAG
This is a messenger RNA of Pyricularia oryzae 70-15, 761 nucleotides long. RefSeq lists its product as uncharacterized. NCBI's taxonomy places the organism in Eukaryota, Fungi, Ascomycota, Sordariomycetes, Magnaporthales, Pyriculariaceae. The coding region runs from base 1 to 705 and encodes 234 amino acids. The record is from RefSeq and is a predicted model, not a curated record. The transcript has 4 exons.